Moneuplotes crassus is the source of this 598-nucleotide messenger RNA. The record is from the annotation of a GenBank genome assembly. Lineage: Eukaryota; Ciliophora; Spirotrichea; Euplotida; Euplotidae.
CCCAAAAGUGAUGAAGAAGACUUGUAAGAAGACCGAAGGCUCUUCGAGGCCAGAUAUUGAAAACAGAAAGGCAUUGAGGAUUGUGAAGAAGUUCUUUCAUCAACUGUUUCUUUAUCAUAACGACAAGCUUAAAAAUAAGAGAUUUACUAGGGUCAGUUUGUCAGAGAUUCUUGAAGCCCUUGAACAAUUGGUAUCUGUAUACAUCCCCCAAACUCCUUCAAAAGAGAUGGCCGAGUGUUUGUUUCAUUUCCUAAACUUUCACUCUUCAGAUGCAUCCCAACUAGAAUCAGAAGCUGCAUUAGCCGGAAUGAAACUUUAUGAAUGCACUCAUAAAUAUACAAGAUAUCUUUUCAACCGUUUACCCCAAUCAGUCUACGUCAAACACCUAAUAACAUCAUACACAACUCUCAAAUGCACUCCUCUCCCUUCCAUCCUCUCCCUCCACCACUCCCAAACCUGGCCUCACCAAUACCACAAAAAUCCCAAAAACCUGAACAAAAUCCUCACUCACCUUCUCUACCAAAAAACCCCUCCCCCAAUCCAAGCCAGCCUGACCAGACUCCACGAUCUCUGCCUGUCCCCUCCAAGUUUAAAAUAA